CCGAACCAAACACGCCCAAGUACGUUUCGAGGUUAGGUUGUUUGUUAGUUGAGGACCACGCACGCACGAUGAGUGAAAAGAAUAAAAAGAAGUCCGAAUCUUUUGGGGUUCGUUGAUUAGCUUCUGACGUCACCCACCACCCACAUGCUAAUUUCUAAUCUUUAAUAAGUCUUUAAAUGAUCUUCAUUGUACUGUGGAGUUCAGUUUCUGGGGUCGACAUAACAACAACAAUGGUUAAAACCAUAAAGUCUUCUUCUUGUCUCGUCAACGCUCUCAUCGCGAUCGCUUUUUUAGCGACUGCCCAUUUGUGUGAAGCUGGCUUGUCGCAGAAAGAACAGGACAAAGUCUCGAAAUUGCCUGGUCAGAAUUUUGAUGUUAGCUUUGCUCACUACUCAGGGUUCGUUACUACUAAUGAGAAAUUGGGAAGAGCUCUCUUUUACUGGUUAUUUGAAGCCGUCGAAGAUGCUAAGUCUAAGCCUCUUGUUCUCUGGCUCAAUGGAGGACCAGGGUGUUCAUCUGUUGCAUUUGGUGAAGCAGAAGAGAUAGGACCCUUUCACAUUAAGUCAGAUGGGAAGACUCUUUACCUUAAUCAAUAUUCUUGGAACCAAGCUGCGAAUAUUUUGUUCCUUGAUGCACCUGUUGGAGUUGGUUAUUCGUACUCAAACACCUCGUCUGAUUUGCAGACCAAUGGUGAUAAGAGAACUGCCCAAGACUCACUGAAAUUUCUGCUGAAAUGGGUUGAGCGGUUUCCGGAGUACAAAGGAAGGGACUUUUAUAUAGUCGGGGAGAGCUAUGCUGGGCAUUACAUUCCUCAGCUGAGUGAAGUCAUUGUAAGACAUAACCGAGGUUCUGACCACAACAGUAUUAAUCUAAAGGGUUACAUGGUAGGAAACGGGCUGAUGGACGAUUUCCAUGACAGGCUUGGUCUUUUCCAAUAUAUUUGGUCGUUGGGUUUUAUCUCCGACCAAACGUACAGCUUACUGAAACUUCAAUGUGGUUACCAAUCAUUUAUCCACUCCUCCAAAGAGUGUACUAAGAUUGAGGAGAUUGCGGACAAAGAAAUUGGUAACAUAGACCACUACAGUGUCUUCACCCCGGCCUGUGUUGCAAAUGCUUCCCAGUCAAACAUGUUACUAAAGAAGAGACCAAUUACUGGCCGUGUGAGCGAACAGUAUGAUCCUUGCACUGAGAAACACACUAAAGUGUAUUUCAAUCUUCCAGAGGUACAAAAAGCCCUCCAUGUUCCACCAGGACUUGCACCAUCCAAAUGGGAUACUUGCAGUAAUGUCGUGAAUGGACACUGGAAAGACUCUUCUUCCUCGGUUCUAAACAUUUACCAUGAGCUUAUAGCUGCCGGGCUUCGUAUCUGGGUCUUCAGUGGGGAUGCAGAUGCCGUGGUACCAGUCACAUCAACCCGGUACAGUAUCGAUGCACUGAACCUUCGUCCUUUGAGUGCCUAUGGUCCUUGGUACUUAGACGGACAGGUGGGAGGCUGGAGUCAACAGUAUGCAGGUCUGAACUUUGUGACAGUAAGAGGCGCAGGCCAUGAAGUUCCAUUGCACAGACCGAAGCAGGCCCUUGCGCUCUUCAAGGCCUUUAUAUCUGGAACUCCAUUGUCCACACAUGAAAACAGCAUCAGGCAGGACAUGUCUGAACUAGUUAGUGACUCAUGAUGAGUUCUGAUUUGAUGAAAUGUGUAAUUUGGAGAUCUCAAUUAGAAACUUUCCACAGGUUAGAAGAAGAGAUGGAGAGGGUUGAAUCAGUGUUUUUAAGUGAAUUGCUAAUUGCUUCUUCAUUCUUCUUCUUCUUCUUCUUCUUCUGGAUGUUUGUUUGUUUGGAAAACCGGAUGUUUGGAAUCCAAUAAAAUAAGUUCCUACCA
Messenger RNA from Camelina sativa (false flax), 1879 nucleotides. Its product is annotated as serine carboxypeptidase-like 29. Gene Ontology annotation, cellular component: vacuole. Gene Ontology annotation, biological process: proteolysis. The record is from RefSeq and is a predicted model, not a curated record. Gene Ontology annotation, molecular function: serine-type carboxypeptidase activity. NCBI's taxonomy places the organism in Eukaryota, Viridiplantae, Streptophyta, Magnoliopsida, Brassicales, Brassicaceae.